AUGGUUGUUACUCAGAACGUCUGCACCUGGAUCCGCAUCUCUCUUCUAUCCAGAAUGCCGGAUCUUGGGAAGGAGAUUUCUCUAGCACCAAGCUCACUUUACGUGUGCCUUACCCAACUCAUGGGUCCAGGAUUCCAUUGGUCUCUCUAUAUAACCGAUGCGAGCGGAGUCGCCACACGCUACCACUGGCGGGAGGUACCUGGUAGACGGGGCGCUGACGAUCCCAUCGAAGAAUUCGCAUACGGUAUCAUCAAACCAGUCACUGAGAUCACCAGAGGUAACAACUUCAACCUCGCGUUCAUCAAGAUAUCCGCCUAUGUUCCACAUGAAGGGAUGCAACCUGAAUACUUUGUUGCGCUCUUCAAGGACGUCUUUACGACCAGCUACUCGUCUGUCAGGGAAAAUCGGCAGCACCAGAUUAGCUGUCGUACGUGGCUGAUGGCUGCAUUGCAAAGGAUGCGCGUAGCAGGCCACCUCACCCUUGAUAGUGCCGCUGUAGCCGGCCUGGAGGCGAGCAUAAAGGAGAUUGGGAACGCAGUCGAGGAAAGGGUUAGCACGGGGAUCGUUGAGUCGGAAUUUGCUUACUUGUAG
Gloeophyllum trabeum ATCC 11539 is the source of this 591-nucleotide messenger RNA. RefSeq lists its product as uncharacterized. The record is from RefSeq and is a predicted model, not a curated record. NCBI's taxonomy places the organism in Eukaryota, Fungi, Basidiomycota, Agaricomycetes, Gloeophyllales, Gloeophyllaceae. The coding region runs from base 1 to 591 and encodes 196 amino acids. The transcript has 2 exons.